Messenger RNA from Calliphora vicina (urban bluebottle blowfly), 2478 nucleotides. RefSeq lists its product as uncharacterized. Lineage: Eukaryota; Metazoa; Arthropoda; Insecta; Diptera; Calliphoridae. The record is from RefSeq and is a predicted model, not a curated record. The transcript is spliced from 2 exons. Bases 1 to 2478 code for a protein of 825 amino acids.
AUGGAUUUAAAGUCAUUUGAUGACGAUUAUAGAUCUACCCCAGAAAGUUUCCAAUCCCUACCCGCUUUAAAAUUUAAAAAGCGCGAAUUAAGCGAAUUAUGGUCUAAAAUUUACCGUAAAUACACACAAAUUAGGGAAUCUUCUGAUUUAAUUGACCCAAAGAAGGCUGAAACCAUAAAUUUAACGGAAAUUGCACAAAACGUUAGAUCUGCUAAGAGUUUUUAUAGAAUAUGUAUGAUCUCGAUAGAUGAAUCGAUUGAUAAAUUCAAUAAGGCCAAUGAAACCCGACCCUCUUUACCCGAACCCCCACGACCCGAUAAUUCCGUAGCAUUUAAUGUACCACCCUGUGAUAUGCCAACAUUUAAUGGAGAUUUCAAAUCUUGGCCCUCUUUUCGAGAUCUUUUCAAAGCCAUCUAUGGAAACAAUACCCGCAUAAGUGAAGUUGAAAAACUCUUUUAUCUUAAGCAAAAAACAAGCGGCGAAGCCAAAGAAAUCGUUGACGAUGCACCCUUAACGAAUGAAGGCUUUCUCAUUGCGUGGACCCAACUCGUCUCUCAAUUUGAGAACAAACGAAUGCAAAUUAAUGCGCAAUUAAAAACCCUUUUUAAUUUACCCUCAGUAAGCACCAUGUGUAGUGCUUCUAUAAGAAUACUACAGAGAAAGAUCAAUUGCUGUAUUGCAAAUUUAAACUCAUUAGAGAUUGAUACGGAUAAUUGGGAUCCUAUCUUUAUAUAUCUCUGUUUAACGAAACUACCCAGGGAAACCAGAAGAGAAUUUGAAAGAACUCUUCAUGAUUGCUCUGAAAUGCCUUCUUGGACUGAUCUAGAUUUGUUUCUAACAAAUACAUUUAAAGAACUUAUAUCUGUCGAUGAUCUUCCAGAUACUAGUUCAUACCCUAACCCAAACCCAAAAACUAAACAUAGAUCAGAAAAUACAAAUCACAAUCACAGAAAUUACAAUGUCAGUAGUGUUACCCAUGAAAACGAUACCCGUGACAAGAUAAAGCCUCAACCCAAACAAAAUCUCUCCUACCCUACCCAAACCCUACACACUAAUAAGCCUAAUGGCUCAAUAUGUACGCUUUGUAAUGCUACACACACUUUGAGAGAUUGUCCAUCAUUUAUUUCAAUGGAAGUAAAUGACAGGAUAAAUUUUGUAAAAAACAGUGGAUGUUGCUAUAAUUGUUUGGCUAUAUCUCAUGGCGUCAAGGAAUGCACUAGUUCAUUCACUUGUAGAUACUGUGGAGGUAAACAUAACACAUUCCUUCACAGACCCAAUCAAAACACGAGUUCGAACCCUAACCCUACAGACGAACAGCCUUCGGUGUCAUCUCAGAACUCUUCACAAUCGUUUUCUACUCUGACCCAUCAUAGUGAAACAUUAUUGGACGAUAGGAAGAAACUACUGGGAACAGCAGUUUUGAAUAUCGAAAUUGAUGAUUCUCUAUUACCCGCACGAGCUCUUAUAGACCCAGCAUCUGAUUUCUCGUUUAUUUCUGAUCAGUUUAGACGUAGAUUACGUUUACCCACCAAACCCAUAAAAGCUGAAAUAUCAGGUUUGAACGAAGUUGUAUCAGCUAGUUCAAACCAAAUGUGUGAAGUUACUCUUAGGUCCAAUACCCAAAAAGAGUUUAGUUUAGAAAUCCAAGCGAUAGUGAUCGAAACGCUAACUAGAACAUUACCCACCCAAAGCAUAAACCCAAAUGUCAAAAAAGAUUUAAAAAAUAUUCAGUUAGCAGAUCCAAGGUUUUACGAAAGUAGACCUAUCGACCUUAUAAUAGGAAGUGAUUUCUACCCACAGAUUAUAAAAUCUGGUGUUAAGAAUAAUAUUCUUAACACACUUUUAGCUCAAGAUACCAAAUUUGGUUGGAUCUUGACAGGACCUGUUGAAGAGACUCACCAUACUCGAACCCAACCCCAAACCCAAAGAGUAGUUUCAUAUUUCAGCUCAGUAACCCAAAAUAAAAGUUCAACUCAAGAACGCAGUAAGUCUGUUGAAGAAACUAAAUGUAAAGAUAUUUUCUCAAAAACAACCCAAAAUAUACCCGAUGCGCGUUAUCAAGAGCUUCGCACCCGUAAAUUUAAGUUGAAAGAGAAUAAUGUCAUAAAGAACUCAAAAACAAUGGUAGAAGCUGAUAACGUGCUUCAAGAAUGUGUUGAUCUAUGUCACACGAAACCCACCCAAUUCAAAAAAGAUAGUUCUUCAACGACUUGGAAUUGUCUACCCCAUCAUGCUGUUGCUACACCCGAUCGUUUUAUGACGAAUUUUAGUUUCAAUGUUUUGAGCGAUACCUUGAACGAUAACAGCUUAAUUGACGCUUUGUACCCGAGUCCUACUCUAAAGAAUGAAUACCCCACAGAGUUAAAUAAAGGAUGUUGCCAGGCCCGGGAGAAUGUUCACAUCUGUGAACACAUGUGCAUGUCCAACCCUGCCCUCAAACACAUCACACCCACAUCAACUGCAACUAACUUCAUGUGA